AUGGGGAUCUCUUUGCGGAAUCGAAGUAUGUUUCAUUUAUUUCUAGAAAAUCAGUUAAUCGCACUAUUGAAGAAUAAGUCUUUGUUUCCAGAUAUUUCUCGCAAGCAAAUAUUGUUCUUGAUCGCGUUUUUGAUUCACGGAUCUUCAGCGCAAGGUUUUUUUUGUUCUCACUGUUGUUUUCUGAAAUUUAUUUCACUUUCUCAAUCAUUACAAGCAGUUAUUUUUUUUUAUCAGUAAAAUUUUACAUAGGCAAUAAAGUGGAAACGUCGAUUCGUCUUUCUUUGCACCUAAGUAUGUUCUUAUCUAUCUGAGUCUUCUUAUAUUGUUUCAAAAAGAAGAAAUCAAAAUUUAGUGAAGCAGGUCUAGGGUAAAAAAAAUAAAAAAAUUUAGGCUAGGCGACCCGGGCUUUUGGUUUUUGUCGGAAAAAAUCUUGUAAUAAAAAAAAAAAAAAAACCUGACUUUUUUUGAAAAAAUUUUGAUACUCGACAUCACUAUGGAAGUGCUCAAGAUCUUUAUUCGUAGUGCUCAAUGUUGUGAGCAAAGCCAGAGUGAGCUUGUAAUAGAUAGAUCAGGACUGAGGAUAAUUGGUAAAGAUUUCUCAAGAGACAGCUGUUAGAAUAGCCAGAUAGGAACACGGCGUUACAGCCAGAAAAAAAAGUGACAAGCUGGCGCGGAACAGAUUUUUGAAGUUAUUUUCAAUUUUUCAGACAAAUGUUGCACGUUACCAAACUUGAGCUAUUCGACUGGAAAUGCCUCUCCUCACGAAUGUUCUCAUUUAAAUUGUACAGAAGCAUUUAUCUACGUAGAGGAUAGCUACGGCCCUUCAAAUCUUUUGUUUAAUGCGGUCAAGAUCAGCACUCUGACAUUAAUUAGAAACAAGGGCAAGGCUGACAUGAUUCAAUUGGAAGAAAUUGUACAUAAAUCCCCAGGUACGUCUUGUUCUGAAAGCAAAGGUUUACUAAGACAUGUAUGUAAAGUACAUAUGGCAUAGCGCUCAGUUUUAAAUAUUUGCAAAAUAGACGUCUUGAACUAAUAUUUAAACUUGUUUUUCCGAAGCCAUCCUCGUGUUUGAAGGACCAGCUGUCACUCUAAAGCAAGCCGAUUUGGAAGACGAUUGCUUCGAAAAUUUGAAAAAAAUCACUGUGGAUGAUCCAUAUUUUUAUUGCGACGGAAAGAAUAAAUUGAUCGACAUAGAAGGGGAUUACAACAAAACUAUGAUAGGUCGGCUGGAAAAAGUUGCGAAUGAGGUAUAUAUUAUUUUUUUGAAAGUUGGGUUUUUUAUUUAUUCAACGAUCUAAGAUUUACUUUCUCACUUUUUUCUGCGUUUACAAGGUGAUUUAAUUGUUUUCCAGACCCUGGCCGUUUGUAAUCAGCCCAGACCCGUAACUUUGGCCGCAGUCAGUUCUACGGUCAAAAGUCCGGUUGUCCAGUCAGCCACGGUCAUUAGUCCUGUCGUAAUCACAUUAAACCCUCCUCCUCCAAUAUGCCCAGAAAGAAAACUUCCUGCUGUCGAAAAAGCUUCGAAUAAUGGUUGAUUUUUCAUAUUUUCAAGUCGUAGUUGAGCGAAGCCUUUUUUCCCAUUUAGAUUCAAGCUUGAAAAAGAAACGGGCGUGAUUAAAACUUCAUUUUUCAUUUCACAAGUGUUGAAGCAAAAUUUUCUGGGGAUUUCAAAAAAAAAACCGAUGACGGACAUAGGAGAGAUUUCAAAGAAGACUUACGGUUGAUUGCAUCAAAAUGUCACAUAUUCCAAGAUUUCAACGCGUCUUGUCAGAAGAUGAAUUGUCUGUUGAGAUUUUGAGUGUAAAGUUGAAUGACGUCAAUCAGAAAGGCUCUGUGGGUGGCUCGCUUUCUGAAUGGCUUGUCGCGCCAUUAGGGGCGGGGCUUCAGCGACCACUUGACAUUCAAAAUCUGAAUAGAUUAAAAGGGUUCCAUUUUUUUUUUCUUUAGUUACCAAUGAUUAUUCAACUUUCCCGAAAAGAAUACGUAUUUCAGUAAAGCCUUUUCUGCUUGUUGAGUCCAGAUAAUCAAGUUAAACUGCGCGAAAAUAUAGAAAAUGUUUUGUGGCCGUUUUCGGAUCGAUUAUUCUUUGGUUAUUUUCAUUUUCAGACCUUCUUCUAUAUAUUUAUUGUCUAUCGACGGAAAUACUCUUCAUAAUCGCCACAUGUCUGACAAUUCUCACUUUUAAACUUUACAAGAAACUUUGUGCUCAAGAGAGUCGCCGUCUUCUGUCAGGUGACUUUUUUUUGAGUUGGUUCCUGGAACGAAUCUUUUGAAUCUUUUCCCUUUUUGUUAGAAAAGUAAAGUUUAUCAAAAGUUUAUUAUUUUAAAACGACCAGAAUAUCUUUUAUUUUCAUGCGAUGUUCAAACGAAAAGCACUUUAUAAUUGCUAUUAAGAUACCAGUCUCAUGGAUAAUCGCUUUUUUUCUGGAAUUUUCGGUUUAGCUCAUCGAAAAAAAUAGCGCCCCGAUUUUUUCCUAAAUCGUAUACGAAAAAAAUUUUUCGUCGAAGAAGCAGAACCUUUCCUCCGCAGCUUUCAAAACCCCCCAGCCGAAAUCUGUUCAAUAACGACCAGAAACAAUUUAGAAUUAAUUCUAAAAUUAAUUUUAGAAGCGCUUUCCAAGUUUCAAGAUACCGAAGAAGCUGAUCAGAAAAACGAAACAGCGGUGACUUCUGCGCCAGAAGUUCAAAUGGAGAGAAAGAUUGCCGGAGCAGAAAGUUCGAAGUUGAACAAGGAACGAAAUGCCGAAGAGAUCUGA
Messenger RNA from Caenorhabditis auriculariae, 2756 nucleotides. The record is from the annotation of a GenBank genome assembly. NCBI's taxonomy places the organism in Eukaryota, Metazoa, Nematoda, Chromadorea, Rhabditida, Rhabditidae.